Messenger RNA from Triticum aestivum (bread wheat), 744 nucleotides. RefSeq lists its product as uncharacterized. The transcript has 2 exons. Bases 120 to 581 code for a protein of 153 amino acids. NCBI's taxonomy places the organism in Eukaryota, Viridiplantae, Streptophyta, Magnoliopsida, Poales, Poaceae. The record is from RefSeq and is a predicted model, not a curated record.
UCGCGACGGGGAUAGGGGCGUUUUCCCUCUAUAUAUUAUCGCGAGGGAUUGAACCAGGCAGUUUUUGCCCUAAAUCGAUCUCCACCGCCGCCGCCGCCGCCGCCAGCCACCUCUGCAUCAUGCCUUUUCAUUUUCAUUGUCAUCUGUCCUGGUCUGCGCCGCCACCGGUGGAGCAAGCAGCUCUCGCAUGGAUCUUCCAGGACAUUUCCGACAACCCAUGCGUCUUCAAUUCCCUGGCAAGCCUCUUUGCCGUGGAAUACAUGGCGUUAAUGGCUUUGCACAUCCGCUGGCGUUGGGUGCGCAACUUGAGCGCCAUGCCGAUAGCCGUCGUCUGCAUCCUCGUCAACAGCCCUGCGGCGGUCACGAUCAUAGUCGCCCCGACGUUCUUGUGGGGACAUCUUUUCGGGGAUCCCCAGUUCGCCACCUGCCUCUCGUGGCUAUUGGCGGCGGCGCUCGUCGUCUUCCUCUGGCGGUGCAUCUCCAUCGACAGGGCUCUUUCAAAGAACUCAUCCCAGCCUCACCUCGAAGAAGAUACGUGUAAAAAUGACGGCGUGCUCCAUAUUUUGACAUUUGAUUAUUAGAGAGGUACCAUUACUAGUGCUUGCUUUGACUUAUUAUAAAUUUUCGACAUUCAGUUAAGGACUGUUUAAUUUGGUUGUUAGAUCACGCAAUAAUUCAUUGUACUUUGACCUUAUGUAUUUAUUACUUGACAUUUAUUUCGGGAAUCACACCUACUGUAGUGAA